AUGCAACUUAAACGAGUCGCUGUUGAUUUUAGUUCAUUUCAAGUGUUUAGUAUAGGUACAGAUUUAAAACAAUCUGAAUUUUCUAAUCAUAGUUGUCCUGUACUUGCUCAACCUGUUUAUCGAUCAUCAUCAUCAUCAUCAUCAUCCACAUCUAAUAUUGAUAUUGAUCUUCAAUCAUCUUAUUUUCUUUUACUAGACGACAAUGGAGUUUAUCAAGAUGAUGCUGCAGUUAUUUGUAUGGAUUUCGGUCAUUUAGCAUUAAAACGUACUAGAAAACCAAGUGAGAACGGAGAACAAGCCACUUCACUUAAAGAAAACACUUCAUAG
Molecule: messenger RNA, 327 nt
Organism: Rotaria sp. Silwood1
Lineage: Eukaryota; Metazoa; Rotifera; Eurotatoria; Philodinida; Philodinidae
Source: the annotation of a GenBank genome assembly